UAAUGACAUUCGAACAAGCAGCAAAAUAUCGCUACAACCCCUUUGAUGCAACAAAAACUUGGUCUGAAGCAGAAUUCCCUUUAAUAACUGUUGGACAAGUAACACUAAAUAAAAACCCUACCAACUUUUUUGCUCAAGUGGAACAGGCUGCUUUUGACCCUGCAAGGAUGGUUAGGGGAAUUGAAGCUUCUCCUGACAAAUUACUUCAGGGUAGGGUUUAUUUUUUUGAGAGAGGGGGAAUUUAG
Meloidogyne enterolobii is the source of this 245-nucleotide messenger RNA. The record is from the annotation of a GenBank genome assembly. Lineage: Eukaryota; Metazoa; Nematoda; Chromadorea; Rhabditida; Meloidogynidae.